AUGAAUGGGGUCGAUGUGGAUGAUCGUUCAAAACAAAGACAAUACCGCUUUCAUACUGCUACAACAAGAGUAACACCAACAAUAGCAACAACAGCUACAACAACAACAAUAACAGCAACAACAACAACAACAACAACAAUUGCUACAACAGCAGCAGCAAUAACAGCAACAACAACGUCACCAAUAAUUCGAAUUCAAGGAUUACCAAAAAGUAAUGGUUGUGAUGAGAAGCGAGGUAUUCUGCGAAGUCUUUCAUUUCAGUUCAGUAGAUCAUUAAAUCGUGGCAAACGUCGAAUAGCUGAUGUAUUCGAUAGUUCAGAUGAAGCGGAACAACAAGGCGCAUUUGGUUUACGAGGUUGUAAGCCAAAUCGUCUUGAAUUAGCCAUAUUUUUCGUGUUAAAAGAAUGCUUUCUUGUUUAUUAUAAAGUAUCGGAGAAAAAAAUAUUUGAAAAAACAAGACGAAUGAAUUUACAUCCAAAGGGAAUAGUUCCACUUGUUGGUUGUUCCGUAGUAGCUGGUCAAGAUCAUGGACAUAAGAAUUGUUUAUUGAUAACACAUACACAAUUUAAAUCAGCUAUUAUUGUUUGUGCACCAGAUUCAAAAGUCCAAGAAAGUUGGUUGACAGCCUUACGUGAUGCUACAAAAAUUUCUUAUAAAAAUACUACAUCAUGGGAAAAAUUAGUGGAAGAAUUGGAAAGUCGUGGUGUAUUAUUAAGUGAGGAAAAGAAAAUGUAUGAAGAGAAAUUGUUAGCAGAAGCGCAAGCACGACGAGAAGAACAUAGUCGAUAUUUGUGUCUUGAAAGAGCAAAAGAUGAAUUAGAACGGGAACGUGAACGAUUAAUUCGAAUGACGAAGAAAUUAAAGGAUGAUUUGCAAAGCGUAAAAAAUGAAUUGAAAAUUACGAAUGAAACGAAACGAACAUUGGAACAGGAGAAAAUUUCUUUAAAUGCUAAAACUGAGCAUCUUGUCAGUAAUAUGCAGUCACUCAAUUUGGAAAAAACAAAAAUUGAAGAGCAAGUAUCAACAAUAAUUCGAGAACGUGAAAAAUUUUUACUUGAAAAUCAAAAUUUGUCGACUGCGACAUGUCAAUUGAAAAAUCGAUUAAUGGAAAUUGAAACAAAAACGAAUUGCAUUUUAGCGGAAAAGGAACGUGUUGAAGCAAUGCUUCGUUUAAAUGAAAAAAAAACAAAUGAUUUGGAGAAAGAAAGAGAAUAUUACAAUAGUCAAACAAUGGAACUUUUAAAUUCAUUGAAGGAAGUAAGUGAACAACGUGAUAUAACAGAAGCUGAAUUAAAAGAUGAAGUAAUGGCACGAAUUGGUGCCGAAAAACAACUUCAAGCUGCCGAAAAAGCUCUGGAACAUUUAGAAACAGCAUUAAAAUUAACUGGAGCGCAAAUGAGCGAAUUACAGGAACAUAUCAUGCCUGAUGUUCAUAAAUUACGAGAAUUUUUUGAACAAUGUGCUGAAAUAUCUAAAAUGGAUGCAAAUCGACCUAUUAUUAUGCGAAAUGCUAUACAUGCACGUCGUUCGUUGAGACGUAACAAAACACGUGUACGUGGCUCAAUCCGACGUAAACUAGCACCAGCUAUCACUAUGCAAUCGACGUUUACAACAGGAUGCGAUAAUACUGAAAUGCCAAAUCCGGAAGAACCAAUACCAAAAAUUGAACCAAAUAGUCUAAUGCAUCUAUGA
Loa loa (African eye worm) is the source of this 1692-nucleotide messenger RNA. RefSeq names its product UPF0639 protein. The transcript is spliced from 11 exons. The record is from RefSeq and is a predicted model, not a curated record. Lineage: Eukaryota; Metazoa; Nematoda; Chromadorea; Rhabditida; Onchocercidae. The coding region runs from base 1 to 1692 and encodes 563 amino acids.